Parnassius mnemosyne (clouded apollo) is the source of this 1503-nucleotide messenger RNA. NCBI's taxonomy places the organism in Eukaryota, Metazoa, Arthropoda, Insecta, Lepidoptera, Papilionidae. The record is from the annotation of a GenBank genome assembly.
AUGGACCCCGUCAUCAUUACGCCGGAUGACGUAGCUGAGGCGGUCCGUAGGGCCCCGAACUGGAAAAGUCCGGGACUCGACGGACUGCAUCACUACUGGCUGAAGGGGUUCGUGGUGUGUCACGCUGUUCUCGCCCGACAGUUUCAAGAGGCUCUCGACCAAAAGUCGCUCCCGAGCCUCUUCACUACUGGGAUCACUCAAUUUGUUCCUAAAGACCGAGAUUCCACAGACCCGAGCAAAUACCGCCCCAUAACGUGUCUACCUACCAUAUACAAGAUACUGACAUCCAUUUUGAGCGCGAGAAUCACUCGUCACCUGAACUCAAAUCAGGUGAUGUCGCGCGCUCAAAAUGGAUGUCGGGGCGGCGGUCGUGGAACCAAGGAACCACUCCUCAUUGACGCGGUCAUUGGCAAGGUGGUUAAACGCAACCGUCGGAACCUCUCCGCUGCCUGGAUAGACUACAAAAAGGCAUUCGACUCGGUGCCUCAUACAUGGCUGCAGAGGGUCCUCGAGCUGUACAAGGUUGACUGUACAGUUCGAGACUUCCUCGGGCAGUGUAUGGGGCAGUGGAGUACGAUCCUUUGUCAUCUAGGCGAGCGGAUGACGGCUGCGGAGAACCACAUAAGGAUAAGAAGGGGUAUCUUCCAGGGCGAUUGUCUGAGUCCAAUCUGGUUCUGCCUCUCUCUGAACCCUCUUAGUACCUUACUGGAGGGUUCCAGGAGGGGAUUUCAGCUUCGGAGAGGAGGUACAAAAGUGACCCACCUUUUCUAUAUGGAUGAUCUCAAGUUAUUCGCCUCCAGUCGCUCUCAUCUUAUGGAAUUGCUAAACAUCACUUGUGAUUUUAGCAAUUCUAUUAGAAUGGAGCUGGGGACGGAUAAGUGUGCGGUCCUCCAUGUCGAAAGGGGUAGGGUUGCUAACUCUGAGGGCAUAGACUUAUCUAUGCCCAUCAACAUAAGGACCCUAUCCGAGGCUGAAACAUACCGAUACCUGGGUAUGUCACAGAACAUAGAUAUCGAUGAGGCGGACAUGAAACGGUCAGUUUGCGGUGUGUUUUAUGCACGCUUGACAAAAGUGCUUAACAGUCUUUUGUCGGGCGUUAAUAAGACACAUGCAUAUAACGGUUGGAUCAUGCCUGUUCUCAUGUAUACCUUUGGCAUACUCAGGUGGACUCAGACCGAACUGAACGCUCUGGACAGAAAAGUCCGCACUAUAAUGACGUCCCACAGGAUGCAUCAUCCGAGAUCGUCAGUAAUGAGGCUGUACUUGCCGCGGAAGCAUGCUUCCUUCCAGGUGUCUGGGAAAACUCCUGUCCGUAUCGACGUAUUAAUAAUGUUGGUUAUAGCACUUAAAGUCCGUGGCAAUGUUAAGACAACCAUAUCUUUAGUAAUACCAUCUACACCCAUAGUAUUUGUGGUAAUAUUUUUCAAAAUUUCUAAUACCAAGUUUUCAUCCACUAAUUUUAAAGUAAAAACCAACGAAUUGAAACGGUUAGAUUCAAAAUAG